Molecule: messenger RNA, 1047 nt
Organism: Caenorhabditis elegans
Lineage: Eukaryota; Metazoa; Nematoda; Chromadorea; Rhabditida; Rhabditidae
Gene: str-231
Product: Seven TM Receptor
Exons: 6
Coding region: 1-1047 (348 amino acids)
Biological process (GO): detection of chemical stimulus involved in sensory perception of smell
Source: RefSeq, marked reviewed
AUGUCUAUCGACACGUGGCUCCCCACCUUAAACAAAACUCGAAAUGUGCUCACCUAUUUCGGGAUAUCUGUCAACGCGAUCCUUGUUCCAGUCAUCUUUUUGAAGUCUCCAAAAGACCUUGGUCUCUACAAAUAUAUGAUGAUCUACAUUUCAACUUUUGAAAUAUUUUUCGGUUGUGUGGAGUUGUUGACAAUUCCGGACUUUUUCACAAAGGACUCUGCAUUUUUCGUGAUGGUUGAUCCCGCAAAAACUAUCCUUCCGCAAUUUUUGAUUCAAACCGCGGACUUACUGUUCUGCGGAUCUUUUGCGGUCUCGCUUGGAAUAUUCGGCUUCCAGUUUGCAUAUCGUUAUCAGGUUUUGAAUGGAAACUCAUCCUGGACAUCUAGCCGCCCUCUAAACUUUCUCUUCUGGUUAGGAUCUCCGCUGAUAUUCGCUACGAUAUGGUCAGCAGCUAUUGCAGUGUUCAUGCCAUUGAAUAACUUUGCAAAAAUCGUUUUGAUAAGAGAAUCAGUGUUUCCGAGUGAUGUGGAGCUUGACAAUAUUGGAUUUUGCGGGGCGCUGUUUUAUCCAAAAUCUGAGGAUGGUACAGAGGUGAUCAACUGGGAUUCAAUGAGAGGAGUCGCCGUGACUACGACUAUACUGAUAAGCUCUGAAAUAACCAUGUUCUUCUUUGCAUUGAAAUGCUUCCUGGCCACCAAGUCACUAAUGAAUCAAUCCGGCCACUCAAAAAACUUCCGUCAUCUUCAAUGGCAAUUGUUUUACGCCCUCGCUCUCCAGACCCUUAUCCCGAUCACACUGAUUCAAGGCCCAUUCUCUACAAUUUACAUGACCACAUUGCUUCUAGACUGUUCAACUCCAUUGUUCGGAAAUUUCUUAGCAUUUUCCAUCACAUUGUACUUGGCGAUAGACGCACUUCCAACUAUUUUCAUCAUUAAGCACUAUAGACAAGCCAUAUUUGGGUAUUUCAAGCAGUUCAAAAUAGUGCGAGUUCAACCGAAACCGUAUCAGGUAUCAACGGCUAAUAUCCAUCGCAGCAGCGUCUACUAA